AACUGCAGUUGUAGUUCCCCCGGUGGCCAUAAGGGGGCCAUACUAAAGCGGCACUCACGUUGACUACAUUUCCCAGCAGACACAGCGGCAGUGUGACACUCACAGUGGAGGUAGACAUGGCGGCUCUCAGACCUCUAUCCAGGAUCGGCAGACUGGCCUCCGGCAUCUGCAGGAACCAUCGUUUGAUUUGUGACACACGGAGACGAGGCGUAGCUUCAUGCGUCGACCCCGCUCAUGGACUCACAGACGAACAAAAGGAGUUUCAAAAAGUGGCUUUUGACUUUGCAGCCAAUGAAAUGGCUCCACACAUGGCCGAGUGGGACGAGAAGGAAAUGUUUCCAGUAGAGACGAUGCGAAAGGCAGCACAGUUGGGGUUUGGAGGGAUCUACGUUCAGCCGGAUGUUGGAGGGUCGGGUCUUUCUCGGCUCGACACGUCGGUCAUCUUCGAGGCCUUGUCCACAGGAUGUGUCAGCACCACAGCGUACAUCAGUAUCCACAACAUGUGUGCGUGGAUGAUCGACACCUUUGGGAAUACUGAGCAGAGGGAGAGGUUCUGUCCUGAUCUCUGCUCCAUGGAAAAGUUUGCCUCCUAUUGUCUCACUGAACCAGGCAGUGGCAGUGACGCUGCUUCACUUCUGACCACUGCACAGCUGAAAGGUGACCAUUACAUCCUGAAUGGUUCAAAGGCCUUCAUCAGUGGAGGAGGAGACACAGACGUCUAUGUAGUGAUGUGCAGAACAGGCGGUAAAGGACCGAAAGGCAUCUCUUGUUUGGUGGUAGAGAAGGGAACCCCGGGCCUCAGCUUUGGCAAAAAAGAAAAGAAGGUGGGCUGGAACUCGCAGCCGACCAGAGCGGUCAUACUUGAGGAUUGUGCCGUUCCAGUGACCAACCGGCUCGGUGAGGAGGGACAAGGAUUCAAUAUCGCCAUGAAAGGCCUGAAUGGAGGCAGGAUUAACAUUGCGUCCUGUUCUCUUGGGGCAGCACAUGCCUGCGUGCAGCUAGCGAGGGAUCAUCUAUUGGUACGCAAGCAGUUUGGAGAGACGCUCUCCAACAACCAGUUUCUUCAGUUCAAAUUGGCAGAAAUGGCCACCAAGUUAGUUGCGUCUCGCCUUAUAGUGCGCGAAGCUGCGACGGCCCUGCAGGAGAACCGGUCCGAUGCAUCUUCUCUCUGCGCCAUGGCCAAGCUCUUUGCCACAGAUGAGUGCUUUAAUAUCUGUAACCAGGCUCUUCAGAUGCACGGUGGGUACGGUUACCUCAAAGACUACGCAGUGCAGCAGUUUGUCCGGGACAUCCGAGUACACCAAAUCCUCGAGGGCACAAACGAGGUGAUGAGGAUGAUCGUCUCCCGAAAUCUGCUGACAGAGUCGUGAUUCACCUUUUCCCUGGAUCUUCACUAGUGACCAUGUUGUUAUGGUCUUCAUCUUUGUUACUGUGUGACUGGUUCCCUGAAAUAACUGGUUGCCCUCUGCGUCGUAGGUUUUCUAAAGGUGACAAAGGUUAUUGGAAGAUCUGGUGUAAACCAGCCAGUAAAAUGUAGACUUUUGCUACUCUUGUGGCGAGGCUUGAGGGAGGGCAACAUUGAUUCUUAAUUAAUUAUAAUCCAGAGUGAUAUACUUGAGUAAAUAAUGCAGAUUCCCAAGAAAAUGUUGUGAAAAGGGUUGAAAAGGGCAAUCCUGUUCAAAAUGUCCACAUGUGCAACAUUUCCUUUUAAAGUAUUGACCGAAUUUCAUGCUACACCUUUGAAUAAAUGCUAAUAUAGCAUCUUAAAAUGCUUAAUAUUAGCAUCCAGCUCAAGUAUAAUUGAAGUAGAUAAAGCACAUUUAAGUACAGAGUGUGGCUGAUGAAAGUCUGACAAUGUUCAUCUGAGCCUCAUGGUAGCCACGAGUCAUCCUAACCAGUAGGUAAAGUAAAUAGUUGGUGAGAUGUUUCAGACAUUGCCUUCCCUAGAGCCACGCUGCUAGCAGAGCUAAUAAAAAAAAA
Molecule: messenger RNA, 1980 nt
Organism: Larimichthys crocea (large yellow croaker)
Lineage: Eukaryota; Metazoa; Chordata; Actinopteri; Sciaenidae
Gene: acad8
Product: acyl-CoA dehydrogenase family, member 8
Exons: 11
Coding region: 117-1370 (417 amino acids)
Biological process (GO): lipid metabolic process
Cellular component (GO): mitochondrion
Molecular function (GO): flavin adenine dinucleotide binding; acyl-CoA dehydrogenase activity
Source: RefSeq, a predicted model, not a curated record